Molecule: messenger RNA, 2487 nt
Organism: Diospyros lotus (date-plum)
Lineage: Eukaryota; Viridiplantae; Streptophyta; Magnoliopsida; Ericales; Ebenaceae
Product: beta-galactosidase 15-like
Exons: 18
Coding region: 1-2427 (808 amino acids)
Biological process (GO): carbohydrate metabolic process
Cellular component (GO): vacuole; cell wall
Molecular function (GO): carbohydrate binding; beta-galactosidase activity
Source: RefSeq, a predicted model, not a curated record
AUGUUAGAUUCGAUUCUAGCUUCCGUUUCUCACGAUGGGAGGGCGAUCACCAUAGAUGGUGAACGUAAGAUUUUGCUUUCAGGUUCCAUUCACUAUCCGAGAAGCACUGCGAAUAUGUGGCCUGAUUUGAUUAAGAAAUCAAAAGAAGGAGGGUUGGAUGCUAUUGAGACUUAUGUUUUCUGGAAUGCUCAUGAGCCUGUCCGUCGUCAAUAUGAUUUUAGUGGUAAUCUUGAUCUCAUAAGGUUCAUCAAAGCCAUUGAAGCUGAAGGACUCUAUGUUGUUCUUCGCAUUGGACCUUAUGUUUGUGCUGAAUGGAACUAUGGAGGGUUACCAGUGUGGCUUCACAAUUUGCCUGGUGUUGAGCUUCGAACUGCUAACACCGUGUUCAUGAACGAGAUGCAAAAUUUUACAAGCUUGAUAGUUGAUAUGGUUAAAAAGGAGAAGCUAUUUGCAUCACAAGGAGGGCCUAUUAUACUUGCUCAGCUUGAGAAUGAGUAUGGCAAUGUGAUGGCAUCUUACGGAGCUGCUGGAAAAGCUUAUAUUGAUUGGUGCGCCAAUAUGGCUGAAUCAUUUGAUGUAGGAGUUCCAUGGAUUAUGUGCCAACAGAGUGACGCUCCUGAGCCUAUGAUAAACACAUGUAAUGGUUGGUAUUGUGAUUCAUUCACACCAAACAAUCCCAACAGCCCCAAAAUGUGGACUGAGAAUUGGACCGGAUGGUUUAAGAGCUGGGGUGGUAAGGAUCCACUUAGAACUGCAGAGGAUCUCGCCUUUUCUGUUGCACGGUUCUUUCAAUUUGGAGGCACAUUUCAAAAUUAUUACAUGUACCAUGGCGGGACUAAUUUUGGAAGAUCAGCUGGCGGGCCAUAUAUUACUACAUCAUAUGAUUACGAUGCUCCCAUUGAUGAAUUUGGCAAUUUGAAUCAACCCAAAUGGGGACACUUGAAGGAGCUUCAUCGUGUUCUGAAAUCGAUAGAGAACCCUCUUACUCAUGGAAAUAUCUCCCAUGUUGACAUGGGCAAUGGUCUCACGGCGACAACUUACUCGACCGACGAAACAUCAGCCUGCUUCUUCGGCAACGCGAAUACUACGGAUGACGCCAUUGUCGCCGUCCUGGGAAAGGAAUUCACCGUUCCGGCUUGGUCUGUGAGCAUUCUUCCGGAUUGCAUCCAUGAAGAAUACAACACGGCAAAGGUAAACGCCCAAACUUCUGUGAGAGUGAAGAAGACGAGCCCCGCCGAGAGCGAACCAGAACGUCUCAGCUGGAAGUGGCGGCCAGAGAACACAGACGAUACAAUUCUUCUUGGAAAGGGCCAUCUGUCCUUGAAUCAACUUGUGGAUCAGAAAUCCAUUAAUGAUGUCAGCGAUUAUCUAUGGUACAUGACAAGUGUUAGCAUCAAGGAAGAUGAUCCAAUAUGGAGUCAUAAUUUGAGUGUUAGAGUGAAUGGCACUGGCCACGUACUUCAUGCUUUUGUCAAUAGUGAACUCGUUGGAUCUCGAUGGGAUACAUAUGGAGUUUUCAACUCCGUCUUUGAGGAGAAAGUGAAACUGAAACCCGGCAAAAACCAGAUCACAUUGCUCAGCGCCACCGUUGGAUUUCCGAAUUACGGGCCUUUAUUCGAUGUCGUGGCCUCCGGAUUACCUGGUCCUGUUGAAAUUGUUGGGAGGAAGGAUGAUGAGACAAUUAUAAAGGAUCUGUCACACCAUAAAUGGACAUACAGAGUUGGAUUACAUGGCGAGGAAGACAAGCUCUACAGUUUGGAUUCACGCUAUGCUUCUAAAUGGCAAGCUGAUAAUCUACCAACCCAGAGAAUGUUCACUUGGUACAAGACAACCUUCAAGGCUCCUCUGGGAACAGACCCAGUGGUGGUGGAUUUGCAGGGUUUGGGCAAAGGCCAUGCUUGGGUUAACGGCAACAGCAUUGGCCGGUACUGGCCAAGUUUCCUAGCGGCGGAAGAUGGUUGCAGCUUGGAGGCUUGUGACUACCGCGGCACAUAUGACAACAACAAGUGCGUCACGAAUUGCGGCCAACCCACUCAGAGAUGGUACCAUGUUCCGCGGUCUUUUCUGAACGAUGAUGAGAACACGUUGGUGCUGUUCGAAGAAUUUGGAGGUAACCCAUCGCUGGUGAAGUUCCAAACAAUUAGCCCGGAAACUGUGUGUGGAAAAGCCUAUGAGAACAAAACCCUGGAGCUCUCGUGCGAGGGCCGGCCCAUUUCGGCCAUCCGUUUCGCGAGCUUCGGCGACUCCAAUGGCGCUUGCGGGGCGCUUGCCAAAGGCAGCUGCGAAGGAGUAAACGAUGCCAUCUCCAUCCUGCAAAAAGCCUGCGUUGGAAAGGAGAGUUGUUCGAUUCGAGCCUCGGAAGAGAUUUUCGGAUCAACGAGCUGUAACGGCGUUGCCAAGAAGCUGGUCGUGGAGGCUGGCUGUUAGAUACUUCAUUUAUUUAUGUUUAUUAGCCAUUUCUUAGGAAAUAAUGGAACUAGGCAAGUA